Tigriopus californicus is the source of this 1489-nucleotide messenger RNA. RefSeq lists its product as uncharacterized. Lineage: Eukaryota; Metazoa; Arthropoda; Copepoda; Harpacticoida; Harpacticidae. The coding region runs from base 259 to 1464 and encodes 401 amino acids. The transcript has 9 exons. The record is from RefSeq and is a predicted model, not a curated record.
CGCACUUGCCACGAUCCACCUGAGCCAAAGCAAUUACCAACCAUUGGAGGAGCGACCUACGAUUGGGACAACACAUCUAUAGCCAAUAAUGGCACGAUCUUUGGCACCAUCAUAACUUAUAGAUGUGAAAUAGCUAGAGGCUUGAACGAUCCGGUUAAAUCUGACGUUGUCGAAAACCAGGAAAUUGAAUGCUUGUGGAACCACACCUACGCCCCAACCAAGAUUUUUGACUGCAAAUGGACCGCUUGCAUCAAUCCAAUGAACCAGACUCAACGUAACUUGACCCACAACUUUGUUGAGGGCUCGACCAUCAGCUUCGGCAGCUUUUUGACAUACAAAUGUAUUGAAGGCCAUUUUUUUGACGCCGACUACCACCAAACUGAAUUCAAAGUGGAGUGCCAGAACACCGGUUUCUUUCAAUAUCCAGCCAAUGACACCCUAUGGCCUCGAUGUCUUCCCACCAAGUUUUGUCCGUCCCAUCCCGAAAAACCCAGAAGUGCGCGUAUACAUUGGAACAAGGACUUGGAGCAUCAAGCCAAAGCCUCAUUCUUUUGCUGGCCAAAUUUCGCAGCCAAAGAUCCCAAAGGAGACUUGAUCAAUGUGAUGGAAUCCACUUGUCAAUGGAAUCGAACUUGGGCUGACGUGGAUAUACAAUGCAAACCUUCACAUUGUCCCGUGAUCCCUGUUCCAACAAUACAGUCUGGAUUGAUUUACAAGCCUAAAGAAGAAACCGCAAGUCCCAAUGCUUCGUGGUUGUCAGACAUGCUCUACUACAACAAGAGUGUGCCACUUACUAUUCCAAUCCCGGCUGAUUUCGGGAAGGAUUUGAUUUUGCUCAUCGACGGAAGGUUUGUACAAAGUAGUCCAAUUCAAGUCAUGGAAAUCAAGAUAUUGGAUGUCGAAAACAACAGCCUCGCCAAUUUCUCUCUCAAUGCUUUGACCGAGUAUUGGACACCUGGCAGCGACGCAUUGGGAGUCAUGCUAUAUGAGAGGACCAAUAUCUCGGCCGGAGACGCAUUCCGCUUUCAAAUGAGGUUCCUUCCCGCUCAAAACUCGUUCGAAAUGCUUUUGAUGGAUGGUAGUGCUCCAAUAUCAAUUCCUAGGGUAGACACUGGAGAGCCGAAUGGUCUUGUCACCAUUGACGGGGAAAUUACGCUGAACUUGGCAGGCUUUACAACAUCGCCUAAUGAGACCCGAUUAAUGGUCGGGGAUGAACUGAAAUUCGCUUGUGAGCAAGGAUUGGUCUUUACCGGGAAUGAAUUUGUCAAGCCUGAAUUGAACCUUAAAUGUGAGGCAUCGGGAUUGGUGUCGGGGGCACCCGAAACUUGGCCUAUUUGCGCUCGAAGAGGUGCACCAAGAAUCAUAAAUUGUGUCCAAGGAGAUUGCCCAACUGGAUGUCUUGACCUGAUUGCCUGCUUUGGCCAUAAUUAUUGGAGACAUCGUUAUUGGAUGUUCAGUGAUUGAAAGAACACGUUUUGUUGAAAGAAAG